CACCCAAAAUUGAUCUUCCUCCCCUCCCUCCCAAGGCCAAAGCGGCGCCGGCAACAACUGGGCCAAGGGCCACUACACGGAAGGGGCGGAGCUGGUGGACUCGGUGCUGGACGUGGUGCGCAAGGAGGCCGAGAGCUGCGACUGCCUGCAGGGCUUCCAGCUCACCCACUCGCUGGGCGGCGGCACCGGCUCGGGCAUGGGCACCCUGCUCAUCUCCAAGAUCCGCGAGGAGUACCCCGACCGCAUCAUGAACACCUUCAGCGUGGUGCCGUCGCCCAAGGUGUCGGACACGGUGGUGGAACCCUACAACGCCACCCUCUCCGUCCACCAGCUGGUGGAGAACACCGACGAAACCUAUUGCAUCGACAACGAGGCCCUCUACGACAUCUGCUUCCGCACCCUCAAGCUGACCACGCCCACCUACGGCGACCUCAACCACCUGGUGUCGGCCACCAUGAGCGGCGUCACCACCUGCCUGCGCUUCCCCGGGCAGCUCAACGCCGACCUGCGCAAGCUGGCGGUCAACAUGGUGCCCUUCCCGCGCCUCCACUUCUUCAUGCCGGGGUUUGCCCCGUUGACCAGUCGGGGGAGCCAACAGUACCGGGCCCUCACCGUGCCCGAGCUCACCCAGCAGGUGUUCGACGCCAAGAACAUGAUGGCGGCCUGCGACCCGCGGCACGGCCGUUACCUCACCGUUGCCGCCGUCUUCCGCGGCCGCAUGUCCAUGAAGGAGGUGGACGAGCAGAUGCUCAACGUGCAGAACAAGAACAGCUCCUACUUCGUGGAGUGGAUCCCCAACAACGUGAAGACGGCCGUGUGCGACAUCCCGCCGCGGGGCCUCAAGAUGGCCGUCACCUUCAUCGGCAACUCCACCGCCAUCCAGGAGCUCUUCAAGCGCAUCUCGGAGCAGUUCACGGCCAUGUUCCGCCGCAAGGCCUUCCUGCACUGGUACACGGGCGAGGGCAUGGACGAGAUGGAGUUCACCGAGGCCGAGAGCAACAUGAACGACCUGGUCUCCGAGUACCAGCAGUACCAGGACGCCACGGCCGAGGAGGAGGAGGAUUUCGGCGAGGAGGCCGAAGAGGAGGCUUGAGGAGAGGAGGAGGAGUUGUUGUCGUGGAGUCCCCUCCCCUUGUGUGUCGUCCCGGAGAGCCGGGGGCAGCUGAGGCGCCGCGCGGCCCCCGG
Neopelma chrysocephalum (saffron-crested tyrant-manakin) is the source of this 1185-nucleotide messenger RNA. Its product is annotated as tubulin beta-7 chain-like. The record is from RefSeq and is a predicted model, not a curated record. Gene Ontology annotation, cellular component: cytoplasm; microtubule. Gene Ontology annotation, biological process: mitotic cell cycle; microtubule cytoskeleton organization. The coding region runs from base 197 to 1093 and encodes 298 amino acids. Lineage: Eukaryota; Metazoa; Chordata; Aves; Passeriformes; Pipridae. Gene Ontology annotation, molecular function: structural constituent of cytoskeleton; GTP binding; GTPase activity. The transcript has a single exon.